UGAUGGGGUAGCAGUGCACCUGAAGGCUGACAACUAAACAGAGGUAUUAGGUAGAUCCACAAAGAAAAGGAUGGAAGAAAAGGGAAAAGAGAAUGGAGUAGCGGCCAUGGCAGCCUGCUACCAGAGAUUUGAUCCUGCAGCGUAUCUACAGUAUAACUACACUCCACCACGGGCUGAUUUUGAAAGAAAGGACAGCAUUGUGCCGUGGAAACUGGCAUGUCUGCAUAGAGCUUUCAAUGAAGGUGAUGUGAGUGGUGAGCUGCUGGUGGACAUAGGUUCGGGUCCCACCCUGUACCAGGUGCUGAGUGGCUGUGAGGUUUUCAGCAAGGUGCUCCUCACAGACUUCCUGGAGGUCAACAGAGAGGAGCUGAGGCACUGGCUCCAGGAUGAGGGAGGCUGCAGCCUGGAUUGGACACCCUACCUGCAGCACGUCUGCAAACUGGAGGGACGACGGCCCUCAGCAUGGACAGAGAAAGCUGCAAAGCUACGUCAGGUCAUCACAGACAUCCUCCCCAUUGACGUGCACCGCCCUCAGCCUCUGGCCCAUGAUGCCCUUCCUUCAGCAGGGGCCGACUGUCUCGUGUCCUGCUUCUGUCUGGAGAGCGUCAGCCCUGACCUGGCUGCCUUCACCAGGGCUUUGGGCCACAUUGGGAGGCUUCUGCGGCCUGGUGGCCACCUCCUGCUCAUUGGAGCCCUGGGAGAGAGUUACUAUUUUGGGGGGCCAGGGGUAAAGAUCCCUGUGGUCCCACUGAGUGAGGCCCAGGUCUGUGAUAGUUUGAAGAAGAGUGGCUACACCCUGAUCAGGCUGGAGGUUUACACACUGCCUCAGGACAUGAGGGUGGGGGUCGAUGAUGUGACUGGGGUGUUUUUUGUAAAGGCAAGAAAGGAUUAAAAGGUAAAGUGGGAGAAUUGGCAAAGAGGAUAGAUAAAGGGUAUUAAAGUUGAAAGUGAAGAAGUAACUAUCCAGAUGAAAAUAUUAUAGAUUAAGCCAAGAUAAAUGCAUGGUUUAGCACAGCAAAAAAUUCAAAUAAAAAUGGGAUUAUUAAUGAUACAUUUUACAAAUAUUCCAAUGGACUCUCAAGGGAAAAAAUGUAAAGACACAAACAUUUGAAUUAAAUAUUUCACUUCAUUCCAUUGUAUUGGUUCUGUAAAUGUCUUUUCUGAGGGUGAAUAAGUACAUGACUUCCCCUUUUGUUGCCAGAGGAGCUUUCAGUGUUAGAAAUGUAAUUACACAUUGCCUCCUGCAGUUCAAAUACAGCAACUACAGCAUCAAGAAUGUAAUGCUUCAAUUUUUGUUUUCAGCAUAUCAUAUAAUAUCAUAACAUAGCAACUUUCAAGCAGUUUAUAAACAGUAAAUGUUAAUAUGCUAUAAGCUUCUUUUCAAUUAAGAGGUUGAUGAGUUGCCUAUUGUGUUUUGUAAUUUGUGAUAAUGUCAAUAAAGAAGCAGUGCUAAAACACA
Molecule: messenger RNA, 1459 nt
Organism: Siniperca chuatsi (mandarin fish)
Lineage: Eukaryota; Metazoa; Chordata; Actinopteri; Centrarchiformes; Sinipercidae
Product: phenylethanolamine N-methyltransferase-like
Exons: 3
Coding region: 71-892 (273 amino acids)
Cellular component (GO): cytosol
Molecular function (GO): phenylethanolamine N-methyltransferase activity
Source: RefSeq, a predicted model, not a curated record